GCAGAUGAGCGUUAACUUUUAUCUCGCCAGUGUUCUUCUCUUCUUUCCUCAUCAGGGAUAUUUUAUUGCUGUGCUGAUUUUCAAUUAAAUUAAUUACUCGUUAAUUUUAGUUUAAUUGCUGCGCUAAAAUUAUCACCAGUUAGCAUCUUCUUAAGAGGAGGAGAUCAGUUGGAUGUAAGGGUUCUUUAGCCCGAGAAAGAACAGAACUUGGCAAAGGCUACCUGCAUUUAAAUGCAUUUAAAACACAUCAUUCUCGAAGGAUUCAAAUCCUAUCGAGAUCGAACGGACAUUGGACCCUUUGAUCCUCAUUUCAACGCCAUCACGGGUCUAAAUGGUUCCGGAAAGUCUAAUAUUCUCGACGCCAUUGCCUUUGUCUUGGGUUUGUCGUCUAUGCAAGUUGUUCGUGCGGCGAAUUUAGGCGAACUAAUCUAUAAGGGUGGAACUGGUGGAGUUUCUCGAGCUUCAGCUUCACUAAUUUUUGAUAACAAAGACAGAAAGAAGAGUCCAGUCGGAUAUGAAAAACAUGACGAGAUUAUCAUAUCUCGAGUCAUUGAAACGAACGGAGUUUGUAAAUACUUUUUGAACUCUAUCACUUCAACUAAACGACAAAUUACUGAAAUGUUUGAGUCCGUUCAACUCAACAUUAGCAACGCCAACUUUAUGAUUAUGCAAGGAAAAAUCACAAAAGUAAUCAACAUGACGCCCAAGCAGAUUCUGUGCAUGAUUGAGGAAACAGUAGGUGGAAAUGUGUACCAGGGGAAGAGAGACAAAACCGAACAGGAGAUUAAAAAUAAGGAUCGGUGCUUGGAACUCGUGAGAAGUACGAUCCAUGAAGAAAUUUAUCCUGAAUGGAAGAGACAGCGCGAUGCCCGAGAAAAACUCACCGAAUUCCAAACCGUUGAAUAUCAAACUGCCCGAUGCUUGAAGUACUAUGCCAUCAUGCAAUAUAAGGAUGUGAUCGAUAAGCUCAAAAACAGUCAGGUUGAGCUCAAUCGAGUAGUCGAUAGUGAGAAAGAUGACGACAAGAAGAUUGAAGAGUACAAGGAAGGCAUUAAUGAUAACAAGAAACGUCAACAACAAAUGAAGCAAGAAAAUACGGAGAAAUUCAAAGAAAGAAUUGCAAAAGCUGAGAAGGACCUAGCGGAUGAGAAAAAGAAAUUUGUUACAGUGGAAGCCAAACUGAACACUGCCAAGAUGGAUGUAAGUGACGGGAAAAAGAAACUAGCCGAGGCAGAAAAGGCAAAGAGACAACAAGAGAAGGAAAUGCAAGAUUAUAAGAAAAAGAGUGCCAGCACGGUGGGCGAGUUUGAAGAUGUCAAAGCUCAAAUCGCCAAUGCUCAGGAAGCUUUGAAUAAGGCUAGGGAACAGGAAAAUGCUUUAAAAAUGGGAAACAUCGUCGACGAAGAGGGAAAAGCAUGCGACGCUCGUCAAGAAUUAAUGCGUGUUCAGGAUGAAAUUCACAAGAUCGAACCCGAUUAUCAAGUCGCUACACAGCAAUAUGAUGAGGACAUGAGAAAACUCGAGGGUAUGCAAAAGGAUUUGAAGAAAACUCCAACUAAUGAGCAAGUGGAACGAGAUUACAAGGCAAAGUCUCAGCGGGCAGAGGCACUUAAGGCCGAAGCUGUUAAACGAAAUAUUAACCCAGACGACAGUCCUUCAGAAAUUGUAAAAUCUCUUAAUCAAAGUAAACACAGACUGCAGCAACUAACGCAGGAAAAGGAAAGCAUUAUUGGACGAAAUUAUGGCAUUUCGUUCCGCUACGAGAAAAACAACCUCGUCGAUGCGUCCAGGAUUCACGGCUGUUUGUACGAAUUGCUGAAAUUCCAAAAUAUUGACGAAUGGGGAGGCGCGCUGGAAGUUCUUGCCGGUGGAUUAUUUGGUCAGUUGGUUGUCGAAGAUGAAGUUGUCGCGAAGGCCCUGUUGAAGUCGGGUUUGACGAGACGAAUGACCAUCCACUGUCUCUCUGUAUUCAAAACAAGUAACAAAACGCAUCUCACGCAACAGGAGUUAGAUCGACGUCUUGGAGCAGGGAAAGCAAUUCCGGCAAUUGAUUUGAUUGAAUGUUCUCCUAAAUAUCAAGCAAUUGUGCAACAUUUCUUUGGAGGGAAAGUUAUCUGUGACACUAUUCAGACGGCAAAGAAAGUUGCUUUUGAGCUGGGAUACUACGCAGUGUCCAAGAUUGGAGAUGUCGCCGAUCCCGAUGGUGUCAUGCAGGGAGGUUCAAGACGCAGCCUUGGAGAGUUCAUCAAAACCUGUGAUAAACUGCGACAGAUGUCUGCUGAAAUCAAACAACUAAUGGGAACUGUUGGAGACUUACAGAGACGACUUCAAGCGGCGCAAUCUAACGCAGAUUUCAUGAAACAAUUGGAUAUUGCGAAACGUGACUUACAAAAUGCAGAGGAGACGCGGGGGCUGACAUCUUACUCCAUUCUUCAAAAAGAUAUUAAAGAACUAAUGGAAAAAUUAAAAAAAGAUAGUGAAGUUUUAGCAGAUUGGAAGAAACAGAUGCAGCAGCUGGAAAAGGACAAGAAAGUUUGGUCGACGAAAGUAAACCAACUUGAACACCUAAGAGAAAAGGGCAAGAAAGACAAUGCUGCGCUUAUCGUUCGAUGCGAGAAGGCUCUUGAAACAGCAAAGAAAAAGUACGAGUCCAAGCAGAAACAUUUUGGUGACAUAGACGUCGAAAUCAAGUCCAGAGAAGCUUUAAUACAAGAUUGUCAGCAGGAUAUUGACAACUCUGCUGAAGAAAUCAACGAGUACAAUAAAACGGUUGAAAAGAUUGCUCAAGAGUUUAGUCUUAUUCAGAAACGUUUCUCAGAAGUACAAACACGGUAUGAUGAGGCUGUAGCAGAGAGCCAGCAAUGGAACGCGGAGUAUAAUGAAAUCGAAGAGGAAAUUAGAAACCUAACAAAUGCCAUUCAUAAAAUUGAGAUGAGUAAAAUCAAACGUGGAAAUUUGAAGGAGAAAUUGACUGGCAGUGUUAAUCACUAUGAAUCGGAAAUCCAUAAGUUGAAAAAGGAAAACCAAACUCUCAAUUUUGACAAGGAAGAGAUUCCUGCUGACGAAAGGAAAAGUUUACAUGAACGUAAGGUUGAGGCUGAAAGACUUAAAAAACGAUUUGACGAACUCCGUGAGAGGAUUGAUGUCCAGGCUGCUGAACAAUUCCAAUCAACAAAGACACUCCUACGUAGCGCUGAAGAUAAGAUGACGACAAUUGAAAGUAACAAGAAAGAUUUAAUGAGUACGAUUGAUAAGCUUGAUGAGCAUAAGAUGAACAUUGUGAUGGAAGCAUAUACGAAAGUGAAUGAAGAGUUCAAUAAAAUGAUGGGAACGCUCCUCCCCGAGUCCGCAGCGAGACUGGUGGCUGUAAACCAAAAUGACCUGUCUCAAGGUCUUAAUAUACAUGUCCAGUUGGGUGGUGUGUGGAAAGAAUCUUUGAGUGAAUUGAGUGGGGGACAGAAAUCCUUGGUCGCCUUAGCCUUGGUGCUUUCACUUUGCAUGUACAACCCAGCUCCACUUUACAUCCUCGAUGAAAUUGAUUCGGCCCUUGAUCUCAACCAUACCCAAAACAUCGGAGUUCUUAUUCGGCGACGAUUUAAAGAUACCCAAUUUGUCUGCGUUUCGUUGAAAGACGGAAUGUACUCCAACUGCAACAUUCUAUUCCAAGUGCAAUUUAAUAAUGGAAGGUCCGAAGUAAAACGAUGUGUUCGUUCAAGUUCUAAAAAACCAGAAGAAGAUGAUCAUCAAGUCGUCUCUUCAAAACAUGCCAAACGUUUUAACAAAAUUGUGUCUGGAAAGUAAAGAAGCAAAUGCCCUAUUUUACAAAUUUUCCAUAUACGCGGAUAACUACGAUAGUUAUCUUAUUCUCUAUUUUAUGUUAUGUUAUAUAUAGAAUGUACUUGUACAUGUUUCAAUCAAAUAACUUUUCAUGUCUAGAUUAUUUUUAAACUAAGAUCUCCUUUUGUAGUUAUUUAAUAAGACAAAACUUUUUUAUACAUUUUUAUUCAGAGACGUGUGCUAAAUACACAGAUUGAUCGAUUUAAGUAAAUAAAUAAAACUCAAUACGC
Messenger RNA from Folsomia candida, 4067 nucleotides. It is a transcript of the gene SMC2, whose product is annotated as structural maintenance of chromosomes protein 2. Lineage: Eukaryota; Metazoa; Arthropoda; Collembola; Entomobryomorpha; Isotomidae. The record is from RefSeq and is a predicted model, not a curated record. Gene Ontology annotation, molecular function: protein binding; ATP binding; ATP hydrolysis activity. Gene Ontology annotation, cellular component: chromosome. The transcript is spliced from 19 exons. The coding region runs from base 232 to 3801 and encodes 1189 amino acids. Gene Ontology annotation, biological process: chromosome organization.